Amaranthus tricolor (Joseph's coat) is the source of this 2561-nucleotide messenger RNA. Its product is annotated as protein MAIN-LIKE 2-like. NCBI's taxonomy places the organism in Eukaryota, Viridiplantae, Streptophyta, Magnoliopsida, Caryophyllales, Amaranthaceae. The coding region runs from base 1605 to 2489 and encodes 294 amino acids. Gene Ontology annotation, biological process: meristem maintenance; meristem development. The transcript is spliced from 6 exons. The record is from RefSeq and is a predicted model, not a curated record.
UAUGAAUAGUAAAAGUAUUGUUUACUUUUCUACUUUUUCACUCUGCUUUUCACGCUUCUUUUGCUCCUCUUCUUUCCUCUUUGUUGUUAUCACUGAACUUCCCUCUCUCACCUAAAAAGUUCUUCUCUCGGCUUCCUGCUUUACUCUUCUCCGGCUCUACUCUUCUCUUUCUCUGCUUCCUCAGUUUCUUUUCUUUCACCAUUGAUUUUCUCAAGUCGGAUGAUCAAGAAAUUCCUUUUAUUGCUCAAUGUACUAGCUCCGAAAGUUUUAAUCGUACCCAAUACGGAUGAUUUUUCCAGGCGAUUGAUUGCCGAUGGUCUUAUUUUUGGUUUGUUUCAUUACCAAUAACUUUAACCGAUUCUUAUUUGUCGCCAUCCUUUUUAUUUUAUCGCCACCCCCUUCGAACGAAUUUACCAAAAUGCCCCUGGAAUUAAAAAAAUUACGAAAAUGCCACUAACCUUAAAACCUCUAUAAAACACUUCAAACUCACUCAAUAACACUCUCAUCACUUCCAUAAAUUCAAAUUCUUCACUUAAAACUAAUCGGAGCUAAAGCUUUGGAAUCGAAGUCGUCAACGAAAAAUCGAGUAAAUGGCUGGAAAUCAAGGUAAAGGAAAAGGGUUUUUUAGAGGGUUAUUGAGCGGCAAUAGAUCUAGGCCAACUUUACUGAGAGGGGGGUUACGGGAUCUGCUAGGCGAGCAAGGCAAGAACAGGCGGCCGUACAUAGUCAGGCCCAACGUUCAAGUACCCUAGAGCAAGUGCGUAGUCGCUUGGAGCGCCAGAGUAGCCUACAUAGUCAUACGGUCGGCUCAGGUGACGAUCAUACUGAUUACGACAAUUCUGUUAGCCGGGAAGAGUCUGUCGGUCAGGAUGAGUCUGUCGGUCAUCCUGUUGAUUGGACGCUCAUAAGAGGGCAUGCUGGUAAGUUCAGGAUUAGAGGGCAUGGGUCGGCUGGCACUUCUGAUCAGGCAGGAGUAAGCUAGGUUGAGGAUGCGGCUCCACGGGGGAGGAGGCGCAACCAGUCCGCGGACACGGACUGGUUGAUCACAUCACCCCAGCCCGGGGGCCCUGUUGAUACCACUUUAAUACCCAGCUACGGUGGGCAUGUAGCAAAGGUAAUAUUCGAGGGAUUGGAGCGCACCCCUCCGAUUUUGGAAUGUCGUCCUCGGAAGAAGACGUUGGAUUUAAUCAUCAGACUGCAGGACAUGUCUGAUGAAUUGUACAGGGUGUUACCUGCCAGUCCCCUUGGUCGUCUGCUGUAUAUAAUGCACCAGCACAUCGACAGUGCUCUUAUUACAGCAUUUGUGGAAAGGUGGCAGCCUGAUACCAACACCUUCCACAUGCCUUGGGGGGAGAUGAGUAUAAUGUUGCAUGACGUGCAACGCAUCUUAGGAAUUGGUAUUGACGGUUCACUUCCCGUGGAACCGUCUGAUCAAGACUGGCAGCUGGGCCUGGCCGGCCUUUUUGGGGAGCCAUUGUCGGAGCUGCGUGCGAAGGGGCACUUCACCAGCAGUAGCAUUAACGUGGGUGCAUUGUUGCAGCUAUGCCACCGUUCUCAGACUAUGGAUACUCAAGCUACUGCUCGUGGAUAAAACUAGAGUCGGGAUGCGUCCUCACCCUGUUCUUGCUGUCGCCGCUGAUCAGGCUGACAUUGCCCGGGGUACUUUGACGCUUGCGUACUUGUAUCGCCAACUGGGUAUGGCGACAAGGACUGGGUGCAAGACUAUUGCUGGUUGUCUGAUACUGUUGCAGAUAUGGAUUUACGAGUACUUCCCAGCCUUCCGCCCCAAUCUGCGUCAAGCUGACAUGCCGAACAAGACUAGGGCAGAGAUGUGGUCCCCUCAGAAGCCAAUCCGUGAGCUGAGCAGAUUGAGAGACUGUAGGAGCAUACUGGACGCCAUGAUAGAGACACAGGUGGAGUGGACUCCGUACAUGACUUCUGCUAGGGCUUUAUUGAACGAGCACCCACGUAUCGCCUAUAUCGGUGGUAUCACCUGUUUCGAUGUCGUGGAGGUUUAUUUGCCUGAGAGGACAGUGAGGCAGCUCGGUUUUGCACAGGAUAUUCCUCCCCCUCCGCUGAGACCUACCCAAGCUGUGCGACCGGCACAGGGCUCCUACUCAGUGACAUUCUCUUCUUCUCCUAUGUUUACUGAGAUGUGGAGUAGGUUCCCCUACUGCGCUCGCGUAGUUGAGCAGGCAUUGCGUCGGACAUCGGUUCCAUCAGAGGCUGGCCCUGAUUACGUUGACUGGUUUAGAGUGUCUUCCCACUGUUUUCUCAUCCCUGGUGAAGGACCUGCUGCUGCGUUUGGUGUAGCGGAUAACAGAGUCAAAUACUUUGCUGCUGAAUAUAGUGCUCGACUUGCGCCAUUGCUCAGGAUGCCAGCUAUUGCCCAAAUGACGCCUCGGAAAAGAGAUGUUGCUGAUAUGUAUUUAGAUGAUCUUAGAGAGUUGUUUGCGGAAUGGCAACAGUGUAGAGGGCGUAGCCCUUAAUAGACAUUUGUGGAUUUUGUAAUGAAUGAACAAUUUUUUUUAUAAUCUGUAUAGAUGAACAACUUUUUGUGU